Messenger RNA from Rosa rugosa (rugosa rose), 546 nucleotides. RefSeq lists its product as uncharacterized. NCBI's taxonomy places the organism in Eukaryota, Viridiplantae, Streptophyta, Magnoliopsida, Rosales, Rosaceae. The record is from RefSeq and is a predicted model, not a curated record. The transcript is spliced from 2 exons. The coding region runs from base 1 to 546 and encodes 181 amino acids.
AUGGCUGGAGACGAUAUAUUUUCUGAAACUCCCAAUGGUGGCAGCGGCACCAGCGGCACCUCCUCUGAUGAAUCUGCAAAUCCGCUUUUCCUCCAUCAUUCAGACCAUCCCGGUCUCAUCCUUGUCUCCAAGAAAUUGACAGGAGACAAUUACAACUCAUGGUGUCGUGCCAUGAGGAUCUCCUUGAGUGCGAAGAAUAAGACCGGAUUCAUCACCGGUGCAAUCAAAGAACCAUCUGCAAUCAAGAAACCAGAGGAGCAUGCUCUAUGGCAGCGAUGCAACGACAUGGUCUUGUCCUGGAUUCUCAAUUCUCUUGAACCAGACCUUGCUGACUCGGUUCUCUCCUGCACAACACCUCAUGCAAUUUGGGAGGACCUUAGGGAUCGCUUUGCCUUGGGAAACGCCCCACGUAUCUUCCAGGUUCAAAGAGACAUCUACAAGAUUGAACAAGGCCAAUUGUCAAUCGCUGCUUAUUAUACCAAGUUGAAAGCACUUUGGGAUGAACUUGCCUCAUACAAUACAGUACUCGUGGUCAAAUUUUACUAA